ACCAAGCUAGUACUCGUUGAGAAACCAAGCUACUCGUGCCCCGUUCGGUCAUCUCACCGUUCAAUAAUCACAACGACGAGAACAAAAGAAAGGGGGAAAGAGAAAGGGUAACGGAGCAGGCCGGACCGGAGCAGCGGAAGCCUCAAGCCACCACCACCAUCCUCCGAUUCAGAUCUCCCCUCCCAUUCCACCGACCGGACCCCUCUCCGUCUCCAUUUCUCCACACCAAACGCCUCUCCGACCUCGGUGACGACCUCCUCGUCGUACAGGGGGCCAUCAGCGGCGGCGGCGGAGGCCAAUGGAGGCCAUCCGGAAGCAGGCAUCCAAGCUCCGAGAGCAGGUCGCCCGGCAGCAGCAGGCCGUGCUGAAGCAGUUCGGGGGCGGGUACGCGGACAGCGUGUUCGCGGACGAGGGCGAGGCGCAGCAGCACUCGAAGCUCGAGAAGCUCUACAUCUCCACGCGCGCCGCCAAGCACUUCCAAAGGGAUAUAGUUCGUGGGGUCGAGGGCUACAUCGUCACAGGCUCGAAGCAAGUCGAAUUAGGCAAUAAGUUAUGUGAAGAUGGCAAGAAGUAUGGUGUUGAGAAUACCUGUACCAGUGGGAGUACACUCUCGAGGGCGGCGUUGAGUUUCGCGAAGGCACGAUCGUUGAUGGAGAAGGAGCGGGGAAACCUGCUGAAAGCGUUUGGCACCCAGGUUGCAGAGCCACUGAGGGCUAUGGUGAUGGGAGCUCCUUUGGAAGAUGCUCGUCACCUUGCCCAAAGAUAUGACAGAAUGCGUCAAGAAGCUGAAGCACAGGCUAUUGAAGUUUCAAAGCGCCAGAUGAAAUUAAGAGAGACAUCUGGAAAUGGUGAUAUGAUUUCAAGGUUAGAGGCUGCUGAGUCGAAGCUGCAAGAGUUAAAAUCAAAUAUGGGGACUCUAGGCAAAGAAGCUGUUGCAGCAAUGACUGCUGUUGAAGCCCAACAACAAAGGCUGACAUUACAACGACUUAUCGCGAUGGUUGAAUCUGAGAGAAGUUACCACCAAAGGGUCCUACAGAUUCUAGAUCAACUUGAAAGAGAGAUGGUAGCUGAGCGCCAAAGAAUUGAAGGAGCACCUCCUCCAGUCAUUGAGAACUCUAUGCCACCGCCACCUUCAUAUGAAGAAGUUAACGGUAUAUUCAUGAGGACUCCAACAGUUGCCGAAUUGGUGGAGACAGUGGAGCACUUCCUGGCUGAGGCGAUCCAGUCAUACCGAGCUGAGACUGAAACUGAGCUCAACCUGGCAACCGGUGACUACAUAGUGGUCCGGAAGGUGUCAAACAAUGGAUGGGCUGAAGGUGAGUGCAGGGGGAAAGCUGGUUGGUUCCCUUCCGAGUUCAUCGAAAAGCGGGACCGUGUACUGGCGAGCAAAGUCGCCCAGGUCUUCUAGAAGUUCAUUGAGCCAUACAUGUCCUUGGCGUUGUACAAUGUGCAUUAUAAUGUUCUUUCGCCUCCAAAGACGUUGAUCAGUGAAGAGCUCGUGGAAAUUCCUUUUGUUCUAUAUAUGUUCUUUUUGUCAAGAAGACAUGUGCCUGAUGGAUGGCUUGUUGGUGCCUCAUGGCUAGCCGUGUGCACUGUUGUUAUCUGCAUCCUCCCCCCAAAUAUGACACUGACUUGACCAUUUUUUCCAGAAUUCUUUUUUGCGGGAACCCAAAGUAUAUAUAUAUGUCAAGGGGAGGAAUCCAUCAAUGUUUGAAA
Molecule: messenger RNA, 1716 nt
Organism: Hordeum vulgare subsp. vulgare (domesticated barley)
Lineage: Eukaryota; Viridiplantae; Streptophyta; Magnoliopsida; Poales; Poaceae
Product: SH3 domain-containing protein 2-like
Exons: 10
Coding region: 299-1408 (369 amino acids)
Molecular function (GO): protein binding
Source: RefSeq, a predicted model, not a curated record